This is a messenger RNA of Micropterus salmoides (largemouth bass), 1295 nucleotides long. RefSeq names its product sorting nexin 3 (gene snx3). Gene Ontology annotation, biological process: late endosome to Golgi transport; endocytic recycling. The record is from RefSeq and is a predicted model, not a curated record. Gene Ontology annotation, cellular component: retromer complex; early endosome membrane. Gene Ontology annotation, molecular function: phosphatidylinositol-3-phosphate binding. The transcript has 4 exons. Bases 35 to 523 code for a protein of 162 amino acids. Lineage: Eukaryota; Metazoa; Chordata; Actinopteri; Centrarchiformes; Centrarchidae.
CACUAUUACAAGCUGCUAGAAGGACAGGAGAGAAAUGGCUGAUACCAUAGCUGAUACAAGAAGGCUCUUCUCCAAGCCUCAAAACUUAAAUGACGCUUACGGACCCCCAAGUAAUUUUCUAGAGAUUGAUGUGAGCAACCCUGAGACUAUCGGGGUCGGCAGAGGCAGAUUUACCACGUAUGAAGUCAGACUGAAGACCAACCUACCCAUCUUCAAGCUGAAGGAGUCCUGUGUACGGAGGCGGUACAGCGACUUUGAGUGGCUCAGAGCGGAGCUGGAGAGGGAAAGCAAGGUGGUCGUCCCACCUCUCCCAGGAAAAGCUUUUAUCCGGCAGCUUCCGUUUCGAGGGGAUGAUGGGAUAUUUGAUGACUCUUUCAUCGAGGAGCGGAGACAGGGUCUGGAGCAGUUUCUCAACAAAGUGGCAGGCCACCCACUAGCUCAGAACGAACGAUGCCUGCACAUGUUUUUACAGGACGAGUCUGUGGACAAGAGCUACACCCCAUCCAAAAUAAGACAAGCCUGAAUAAAAGGAUGGCUCUGCUUGGCCAGGUCUGGCUCGGCCCUGCUCAGCCCAGCGUGGCCCAACAACCCAAAGCUCUCUUCACUACUACAGGUUUCUCUCAGACAAUAAACAUUUCAAUGUCAACUUCCCCUCCCACCCAAAGUAAUAUUGUUCACUGCUUCUUUUCGUUUAAUUAGUGACCCUGAUCGGUGUUUGUUUUCACUUUCUAAUUGGAGAAUGUUCGACACAUAACUGUGGUUGAAAGUUAUUUAUAGUAAUUUCUCUUUGUCUGGAAAUGCCACUAACAUGGAUAUAUUAUGUAUUUAUCAUUUAGCUAUGUCUUGAGUAUAUUCAUUUAUAUAGUAACAUUGAAUGAGCGUUCUAUGUAUGCAAAGCUCUUGUAAAGACCCACAGGGUUUCCCAUUAUAUAAAUAUCCUUUACUGGCAUGUUGCUCACCAUAACUAAGCACACAUACACACACAUACACUUAUAUAUGUACACACACACUGUAUAUUUGAUGGGCCUUGACUUUCAAAUCACACUUGGUUGAUCCUGUCUUCAAAAGGAAGCGUGUGUGUGUGUGUGUGUGUGUGUGUGUGUGUGAGAGAGUGUGUGAGAGAGAAUAUCAACCAGCACUUGCCCAGUUAUCACAAUGAUUUUCUAGCAAGAAAAAAGUAAUUUACACAGAGGGAACUACAGUAUUUCUACUGGCUAUAUGCAUUUUGAGAUUUGUAUACUGCUGUGCCAUUUUUGUUUAUUUUGAAGAUUUUCCAAUAAAAUAGGUGAAAUGUC